AGGUGAUUUCGUAACUAAUGAAAAUAAAGAUACAGUAGUUGUUUAAUAACUCGGGUACAUCUUCCCUUAGAAUCCUAUCACCAAACGGGCCUAAUACUCGGAGAUGCGAUUGGAGGUUCUAGUCAGAUGGUAUUUUUUUAUAACGAUCCUCCAACUGCAUAUCUCGGUUGUAAUUUAGGCGCCUAGUAAGAGACCUGUCAAGUAUCGCUGAGUAAAAUCCUUUUGCCAGAAGGCCAUCUAAAAUAAAAAUACCAAAAAUGACUCUGAAACCGGUCUUCAAGUGUAAGGGAGUGAUCUGCAUUGAGAUCACUGUCUAAAAUAAUGGAGGAAAAAUUAGAGGAAGAUCAUAAUUUAAUUUCAAGCAGUCAUUAUCCCAAAGAUGCAGUUAAGAAGCGACAGAACUCUAGCCAUGGUUCUCGAGGAAGUACGUCUUCUAGGUCUUCCAGGAAAAGCUUCAGACUAGACUACAGAAUUCAGGAAGAUGUUACAAAGUCUCAGAAGACUAAAGAUGGAAGAUUUGUUAAUCCGUGGCCAACCUGGAAACCACCAACCUUCUGCAAUGUUUUGAAGUGGGCAGUCAUGGAAAAAAAUAACAGCAAUGUUCCAAGUUCAAAAGAGGAGCUUGACAGGCAGCUGCCCAUAGUGGAACCCUUCUUCGUUCAGAAAUCAGAGGAUGUUGGACAGUCUGGCAACAGCAUGCGAGUUACAUGGUUGGGACAUGCUUCUGUCAUGGUGGAAAUGGAUGAAAUUAUAAUACUAACAGAUCCCAUCUUCAGCCAACGUGCCUCGCCAGUAGGUGGCUUGGGCCCCAAACGUUUCCGUGGACCGCCAUGCACUGUAGCCCAGCUUCCUAAAAUAGAUGCAGUAUUAAUUAGUCACACCCAUUAUGACCAUUUAGACUACAGCACUGUGGUCAGCUUGAAUGAACGGUUUGGGAGUGAGCUGAGGUGGUUUGUACCCUUGGGGCUCAUGGACUGGAUGCAGAAAUAUGGUUGUGAGAAUGUAAUUGAAUUGGACUGGUGGGAGGAAAACUGUGUCCCUGGACAUGAUGAAACCACAUUUGUAUUUACUCCUUCCCAGCACUGGUGCAAACGGACUGCUGGAGAUGACAAUAAAGUACUGUGGGGCAGCUGGUCUGUCCUAGGACCAUGGAACAGGUUUUUCUUUGCAGGAGAUACAGGUUACUGCUCAGGAUUUGAGGAAAUAGGGAAAAGGUUUGGACCUUUUGACCUUGCUGCCAUUCCAAUCGGUGCUUAUGAACCAAGGUGGUUUAUGAAAUACCAGCAUGUUGAUCCUGAAGAAGCAGUGAGGAUCCAUAUUGAUGUGCAGGCGAAGAAAUCAGUGGGAAUUCACUGGGGUACCUUUGCUUUAGCUAAUGAGCAUUACCUGGAUCCUCCAGAGAAGCUGAAGGAUGCACGCGAGAGAUACGGGCUAAAACCUGAAGAUUUCUUUGUCCUAAAUCAUGGAGAAUCCAAGGUUUUGAACAGCGAUGAAGGUUUUGAAUAACUAGUUCAAAGGACUGCAUCACAAGUCUUUGAAGAAUGUUAAAGAACGGUGGCUAAUGUUUUACAUUUCCUGCACAUUUUAUGACUAACAUAUAAAGUACUGGUAUCUUAAAUUAGUGCUUUGACUACUGUACAUACCCAGCACAAACUUAUUUUAACUUUGUUGCUAAUCCUUUUUUUUAUUGAAGGAAGUGUGUACCCAUUUCUUUCCUUAUGCUCUCUGAAAGUACUGACCCGUUUGUUAACUCUGACCAUUACCAAAGCUGUACACAUUUAUAAGAGCAUUUAAAGAAACAGUGAAUGAUCCAGUUGUGUUGAUGCAGAGGGUGGAGCUGUAACUACAGUUCUGGUGACCCAGUUUUAAAUAGCAGACCAAGUGAUAGGGGAGCCAGCCAGGGGUAGAAUAAAGCAGCCACUGGAGUACUGUGUCAUCUCAGAGGGAAGUUUUUUUGAUUAGGCUUCGUAUUGCUGUUUUCCUGAAUGGGUUAUGAAGCAAUAAUGACUGUAACUUGACAGAGUCUUUGGUUGGACCUGCCACCACUGCAGCCCUGUGUGUAUGUGUCCCUACCCUUGUGUACAGUUCUGCACUUAUUAGGGAUGCAUGGCUGCAUUUGCUCGUUGGGGACAGGGAGGAGAAAGGGGUAAUGUCACACCCUUCCACACAUCUUCCUGGCUGUAGAAUUUGGCCUUCAUUGUACCACAGCAAACCAUUUUAGGAUACCCAGUACUAGUGUGAGGGUGGAGCUAUUUCUACACAUUUAAUGCAGUAGCAAGUAGGUGGUAGAUAAUCAAUACUGGAUGGUGCCUGGGGUGAAAUCAAUUGAUGAAAAAUUGUAACCACACUGCAAAGAACACUACCUUGCUUACAGACUUUUCUUGUACAUAUUUUGACUUUUGCAACUCACCACAUACACCAUCCUCAUUAUCCUGAUUAACUUUUUUUUCCCAUUAUACAUAGGGUCAGAGUGCUGCAUCAGUUGUUGCUACCUCUCUUGGUUCAGUGCCACUCUCAUACCUUCUUCAAAAUUCAUGCUUGGCCGUCACAGGUCUUCUCUCACACAGUCUAUCCAUCUCAUAACUGGACAUUCUUAUCUCCUCUUGACAAAUCUGCCUUACCAAAUCAUCUUCUGCUUUCUUGUAUGUGUGACUGAACUACCACAUUCUGUUCUUCUUGACCUUCUCUAUGUUUGGGACAUAUUUGGCUUCAGCUCUGAUGUCUUCAUUUCUUCACCUGUCCCAUAGUGUUCAUCCUAAUGCUAAUCUCUGAGACUUCCAUUUCCAUCUCCAUAAACUGUCUUCAGUGCCAUGGUUAAUGUGCCAUACAAAAUCACUAGUUGCACCACUGUCCUGUGCUCCUUACUUUUCAACCUGUUUGGCAUUCUUCUAUCAUAUACUGUCUCUUACAAAUUGUGCCAUUUGACUGCAGCACCUCUGAUUCCAGCUUUGGCCUUCUCAUUCAGAGUUCCUUUCUCCUAAAUCUUAUCUCCAAUGUUCUUAAAGCUGUUAGUCUGUUCCAGUAUUUUCCAUAUGUUUCAAUGUUUAGCAAAUCGGUAAUCUGCCAGAAAGGGUGUAAAGGAUCCAUGGCUAGCUUUAGGCAUAGGCCAACUAGGUGACCACCUAUGGCGCUGCUCUAGGAGGGAUGCUUUUCCAGUAUCUAUUUGUUUAUUUUUAUAGUAAAGAAAUGGCUUCUUUAACAUGUGUUAAAUAAAUACAGGAAAAACUGAAGACUAAGACAAACUGUGAGAAGAAUUAAAAAAAAGAAGCAGUCAGGUUGGUGUAGGUAGACCAGGAUGGUCGCACUGGGUGGUAUGGGGGACACUAUGGGACCCUUUUGCCUAGGGCUCCAGCUGACCAAAGGCCUACCCUGACAGGAUCCCACACUGGAUUGUGGUAUGUUUGCAGGUUCUAUUGACAGCUAAUCAUUUCAGCUACAUUGUUCCCAAAGGCUUUUCAGUGCAUCUUAGCCAAGUUAAAUCUCCACCACAGGAAAAAAUUAAAAAAAAAAGCUUUUUUUUUUUUUACCCCUUUUCUUGAAAUUCUACACAUUGCUAACCUGUAUUCAUCAUAAAAUAGUCGCUACAAAUUUUCUUGUGUUUGUAACCGUCAGUGUCCUUCUGCGGCAGACUUCCCAAUCAGAGCUUGCUUUCUGCUAAAGCUAAAUCUUCCCCAUAGUGCAGUGUGAUGGUGCAGUUGUUGAGGUUAUAACACCCAUGGCUUGACUGUCACCUCUCAUUUCCAUUUACUUAGAAUGUAAGAACAGAGAAGUGCUAAUUUUGAGAGGCCUCAGUACUAGUAUCCCUUAUUGUUCUGCAAUGCCUCUUACAAAUGUUUUUCCUACUGAUGUGUUGUUACACAUUCUCUGACAAAAGCAUCCAGAAAUAUCAACUCAUUGCUGAAAUAACAGACCUUUUUGGCAGAUACUGCUUUUGUGUGCUUCAAUUCCUUCCCAUGUUAUUUCUCCCAUUUCCCUCCCUCAGCAAGUCACAGUAUCACAUUUCCUGCCCUGGAAGGUUUAGAUAAUUAGUCGCCUAUGUAUUACAGUAGACAUCAGACAGAACUGUCUGCAUGGUGUGCUAGUAAAAGUGUUCCCUCCAUGUCUGUUCUUAUUCUUGUCAUCUGACUAACACUUUCACAGUAAAUAAUGGUACAGAAUGCUUGUAUCAGUCCUUAACAUGCAGGAGUCUAAGUAUUCCAGAAACCGUGUUCUGCUCUGUUUAUUAGAAUUCAUAUAUAUUUUUUUUAUUUUUUCUCCAUAAUGGUCCUUUAAAUUAAACCAACCAAACUUGACAUGCAUUUCCUUUUUAUUCAGAUCUCACCAGAAUGCUUCAGCAAUAUUUGAUUUGAGAAUGUAAAUCAGUAUUUCCGUAUAACACAUUAUUACUUUAGCUCUUCAUAGAUAGUUAAGUAAAGUUCUAAACAAGAAAAAGAAAAGCAAUUGCUUAAAGGGUAGGAACCCUGGAGAAUUUGUGCAUAGAAAGAUUUUGCAAAAAAUGUACCUUUGAUGUACCUUCAAGCACUAGGGUAGAGGCAAGGUGGCCUUCUACGUCUCUGGAAGUUUAGAUUUGGGAAGAGACCCAAUGGACUAGAAAGAUCAGAUGGGACACCAGGAUGAAGCAGCCAUUGUCCAGUUCUUCUAUGCCAGAAGAAAGGUGUCAUUACCACAUGUGUGGCAUACUUGAGGUUAAAAGAAACUAUGCAGGCUUCAGUAUUUUAGGAGGAGAAAUGAUGAGAAGUGACAGCAUAUGUUGUGCAUGACAUGUUAAUAUGUAUAUCAUUCAGACUGUUGUCAUUGCAUGUGUCUUCCUCUGUUAAUGAUCCUGAUGACCAUUGUGAAAUGAAGAGUGUUCAUUAUUAGAUCACUCUUGUAGUAACCUAAGGUAUGUGGGACAUAUCUUGGCAUGGAUCGCAUGUCCAUCCAACAUCCAAAGCUUUUGGGUACCUUCUAAACACCUCUACAUCCAAGGAGGCAUGAGGACGUGCUGGUAUAAAAGCAGAUGUAUGGGCCCCAAAAUUCAGAACUUUCUUCCCGUUGAAGCAACCAGUCAGACUUUUGUGGAAUUUUCUUCCAUGUUUCUCUGAAAAUCGAUAUUGUUUUUUGCUUUUGUCUGAGAGAAAAGGGAAGUGCCUUUGUGUACAUAAAAUCCUAUUCAGAGACUUCCACAUAGCUUGUCUUUUCUGCUUAGGAGAGAAAUAUGGCAUCUGGCUUUUCUGUAUAGGUUUACCAUUUAAAACUAAAACCAUAAGGAGUUGUCUUAGUUUCCUCAAAGUGUAUGUAGAAAAACUAUGCCCUAAAGCUGUCACUCGGCCUUCUAUGGUUUCUAAUGUCAGUACCUUGGAUGAGCCCUUUCUGGUCCCCAAGAAGAAAAAAGCUGUGAGAGAGGGUCCAGCAAUGCCUUAUUUAACAUCUUGUACUCCUUUGCCCAUGAAGAACGACUCCAUUGUGGUAUUAUCAGAACCCUUGGACCAUUUGUGUGCUUCUUCUGACCCUUCUGAUGCCCUUCAAGAAGCCACCAGGGAACCUUCAGACAGUUUUUGUGCUUCUUCCAGCGCUUCUAAUGCUGGUCCUUGAGAAGCCAGUAAGGGAUGAGAGUCUAGCACAUCCUCCAGAGCCAGACAUACACUCACUGUGGACAAAGGAGAACCUUUCUUGGACAGAUUGGAAGAAGCUGACAGCAUCCCACAGUUUUCAGUUCAGGAAGAGUUGUCUGGCAUCCAGGAGGAGGCUAGGACAUACGAGUCUAUUCAGAUUAUGUCUUCAGAAUCUCCUGUGAAAAAGAUUCAGAAAGUGAAACACCUUUCCACUCCCUCUACCCCUACUUUGAAAGAAUCUAAAAAAAAAAUUAUUCUCUUUUUGUAAAGGUCUUUUUAAGGCAUUUCACUGGCUUCAGACUGCAUCUCCAGCCUCUCCAUUUAAAAUGAAACAGAUCUUCAUUUCGUUCUGAUGCUGACGUUGAAGAGGUUGGAUUAGAUUAUGCUUCCAAGAUGUGUCCGCCUGAAAAUCUGGAAUCAGAAUCUAAAUAUAUCAUUAAUUCAGAUUCUCCUGUGGACAAAAUGUCUUUUUCUGAUACUGUUGGAAGGAUGAAAGACUUGUUUAAAUGUUAGGGAAGUAUCUGAGACAAAAGUUUAAAUGGGAGGGAAGUAUCUGAGACAGAAGAGGCACAACUUCCUGUUAUAUCAGAUAGCAACCCUGAAACCAUUUGUUUUACCUCCAGUUAUUUGGGCACCAGAGGAUUCAUUUAAUACUGUCAGCAGUUCUCCUGACAGACUGACACCUACUCCUAGGAAACCAGAUAUACUCUACAAGGUACCCAAGUCUCAUAAGUACUUUUUCUAUACUCUAGAACUGACCCUUCUGUUAUCCUUCUUAUCAAAAAACAGUGGAUCUUAACAUGUGGCUGCAUCCAGUCUAGUAAUCUCUGACAAGAAUGGCACAGCAUUUGACAGAUUCAAAAAAAGUUUACAGCUCUUCAACCGUAACCUUUAGAACUCUCAGCUGUCAGGCACAUAUGUCCAAAUUCUUCUUGGCAUAAUUUGCUGACAUGAGGAAAAUUAUUAUAGUUUUACCUGCUUCAGAAUAUAAGUCCUCGUUACGUUCUAUGCUUUCCUCAAUUACACAAGUUACCAGACAUUUCUUGAGAUGAUCCUACAAUUCUGUAGUAACUGGAUCAGUAAUGUUUGGGUAUGCGUGGCUAGAAUCUCAGUGUUUGACAGAAUAUGGAAAAUCUGACAUUCUCAAUGCUGCCCUUGUUAAAGUGGUUUUAGUUUGUACUUCAUCUGGUGAUGUUCAUUUGAGAUUUGCUGAAAGGGGGGAAAUUGAUCCAAGUGCGAAAGCAAAAUUUUCAGUCCUCUUUACCUAAAUACAUCAGAAAUUUCUCUUUCAGCCCCGUAAACAUUUUAUAUGAAAUGUUUUAAACAAUCUCAACAAAAGUCAACAAAGUAACCAUUCAAAAAGUAAUGACAGAACUAACAAAAGGGAGGGACAACACAGGCCCAAUCUCAGUCCAAAAAAGUGACUACCUUUGCCCCCUUCUCAACCCAUCCCCUCCCUACCCUGGCAACUAUGUAAACUUUUCAAGGAACCUUUCCCUACAUCUCACUUGGUGUUACUAGGUUACAACAUAUUACAGGGCACAGGAAUAAUUCAAAAUGGUUACAGAUGGCAACAGGAAUGUUUCCGUCCAGCCUAGGAAUUUUCCCCAUUCUCAGAAUCAAACCCACCUCUUUCUUCCCAUCAUUGCUUAUAUGCUAUCCCCAGGAGUAAUAGAACUUGUGCCAGAGAAUCACAAAGGAAAACACUCCUAUUCGAGAAUAUUUCUAGUGUCCAAAGGAGAGAACCUGGAGACCUGUUUUAGACCUGUCUUUCUUAAAUUUCCAUGUCAGAGUCCUAAAGUUCAAAAUGCUCACCUAAAGUCUCUCGUCUUCUGAUUCUUCUUUUAAGUUUCUUGGUAAGUCUGAAUCUAAAAGAUGCAUAUCAUCAAUAAUAGUCAUUCACAGAUGUUUCAGAUGUUUUUUAAGAUGUUCUGUUCACAUUUUCAGCUCUCUUAUUUACCCUUUGGUUUGUCCACAGUAUCAGGAGGUUGUUCACAAAGUGUCUUGUACCAGUGAUAACUUUUUGAUGGUUACAGUACAUCUACAUCUUUUCCUAUUUGGAUGACUGCCUUAUUUUUGCAGACUCUGUUUAAGACUGUCAAGACUCUGUCCUCUUUGCCAGAAAUCUAUUUCAGAAUCUAGGUUUUGAACUCAGUCUUUGGAGAUGUCAACCCUCACUCCUUCCCACAGAAUAACUUUUCUAGGAUGCCUGCUAGACACUUCACAAAUUGUAGUAUUCAUGCCAGAGGAAAAAGUAACAUUUUACCAAGAACGGCUUUGUAGGUUUUCUCUAUAGUCCUUAACUAAAGCAAGGGAAUUCCUCAGGAUUUUGGGAUACAUGACUUCUACGGUUCUCAUGAUCCCUCUUACCAGACUACACAAAGAUUCAGUGGUUUACCAAAUUAGUCUUGACCUAGCACCAGCACCUACCUGCACCUUCUGUCUUUUCAAAUUCCUAAUCAUUUAUCAAAAAGGAACUUCAGUGGUACAAAGACCAACUGCUUUCAAAUGUGGGUCUUCCAGUUUCCCCCUCAGCCCAUUUGUAUUCUGUAUUAUAUCUACAGAUGCCUCCGACCUUGCCAGGGGGGGGGGGGGCUGUAUCCAAGGGUUUCAAAGUACAAGGUCUUUGGUACCAUUGUUUCAGAAGGACAAACAUAAACAUCAAAGAAAUUAUGGUAUUAGUAAAUGCACUGAAACCCUGACCAUUUGUGAAUGGUACUAGCUGUCAUUUAAUGGGCGAGGGGAUGUACAAAAAAAAAGCUGUGCACACACAAGUGCAAGGCAUCAUGGGAUAUAUGACAGUCCUGUAAUAGUUAAUCAUUUCAGGUCAAAGUGACAUCUUUAGUUACCUGAAUGAUUUUUGUACAGCAUUUCAAACUUAAAGUAAAGUAGAAAAUUUGUUUGGUGUGUUCACACACUAACUAAUUGGACUUGGAGCAUAAACUGUUGUUCUCAUAGUGGCAUAUUACACAUUAGGUUCAUGGAGUCAGCUUCAGAGUAAUUUUUUGAGUAGAAAGCAAAUGAAAAGAAUCUAAAUCUGUUGCUGUAAAAGCAGAUACCUCAUGCAGUGCACACCCUGGUGUCAGCAGGUGCAGAAAACAGAAUAUCUGUAGCCGUGGAAUAUAUACUAAUAGUGGCAAUAUAGUGUCUAUAACAAACUGUAUAUUUUUCUAUUUCUUUCUGGUACUUCAUAAACUGCAGUGGCCAAGCACUGAAAUUUUACUGACAUUAGACAUGGUCUGAUAUUUGAGCUGUACUAAGAUCCAGAGUACACGGAUAGUAAGUAGUACAAAGUACACCAUGUCAAAUUGUUUGACAAGCAUAGAAUAUUUUAGAUGUUUGUGCAAAUAUAGAUGUAUUCACAGCUGCAAUAUUUUGUUUAAAAUAUACUUGUUAAGAAAUUAGUAUGCUUUUGGCAACAGAUGGGUAAAUUCUCUUUCCUGUUUGCAUAGUGAAAAAUAAUGAUUUGGCGGUACACAUUCCUUUUGACAUUCAGAUGUGAAACCUUGGGGUACAAUAGGGUCUUCCAGCACAAGCUAUGUAUAUUGCACAAUUUUUUUUCCUGAAAUGAAUAUUUUAAUAAUGGCAUGUUUUAAGAUUGUCAUGAAUCUUUUGGUACCUUUAAUACAAGUACAUUUUAGGUUGAUUUGUAAAAAUACAUAUGAAUCAAAAGGGUACGGAAGUUGUGAUCUGAGAUGGCCUUAUGAAAUGUGCCUUUAAAAAGAUAGCAUAGCUAGGAUUUUACCAUAAUUCUCAGUACAAGUAUUACACUGCUGGUCAGGACUUCUCCACAUUUGGUUGGGAGAUUAUCAGUGGAUGCUGCAUUCUUCACACAAAUGUUUACCUAAUGCUUUAAAACAGCUUGUUUUGCUGCAGUGUUUCUUUGCAUGACAAAGGAUGCAAUGGAAAAUUCUUGUUUUAUUCUCUCCUGUGUAAUUAUUCAUCAAAGCAUGUGACCUAUUUUAGGUUCAUGUUAUUAAAAAGCUAAUAUUUUUAA
Messenger RNA from Protopterus annectens (West African lungfish), 9591 nucleotides. It is a transcript of the gene NAPEPLD, whose product is annotated as N-acyl phosphatidylethanolamine phospholipase D. Gene Ontology annotation, molecular function: zinc ion binding; N-acylphosphatidylethanolamine-specific phospholipase D activity. NCBI's taxonomy places the organism in Eukaryota, Metazoa, Chordata, Ceratodontiformes, Protopteridae. The record is from RefSeq and is a predicted model, not a curated record. Gene Ontology annotation, cellular component: cytoplasm; membrane-bounded organelle. Gene Ontology annotation, biological process: N-acylethanolamine metabolic process; N-acylphosphatidylethanolamine metabolic process.